Molecule: messenger RNA, 873 nt
Organism: Salvia miltiorrhiza (redroot sage)
Lineage: Eukaryota; Viridiplantae; Streptophyta; Magnoliopsida; Lamiales; Lamiaceae
Product: probable phospholipase A2 homolog 1
Exons: 4
Coding region: 126-554 (142 amino acids)
Biological process (GO): phospholipid metabolic process; pollen germination; arachidonate secretion
Molecular function (GO): calcium ion binding; A2-type glycerophospholipase activity
Source: RefSeq, a predicted model, not a curated record
ACCUACAAUUAUACCAAAAUGCACAACCUCAUUUUCUUAACUGAAACGCCACAAAGCCAAGAGACUAUACAUUCAAGCCAACAAACCCACAGCUCUGCUCUGCUGCAUACCAUUUCUGGGAGAGAAUGCUGCUGCGACCCGCCGCAUUUCUACAUCGGACCGCCGCAUUGCUAAUAUUCUCCGUUCUUAUUGCUGAAUCCACCAAUGAUUCUCAGGUCAGGUGCAGCACAACCUGUGUGGCGGAGAAUUGUGACACGAUUGGGAUUAGGUAUGGGAAGUACUGCGGAGUAGGAUGGACCGGAUGUCCGGGGGAGAAACCAUGUGAUGAUGUGGAUGCUUGUUGCCAAAUUCACGAUGACUGUGUCGGCAUAAAUGGUAUGAUCAACAUUCAAUGCCACGAGGAGUUCAAAAAGUGCAUAAAGAAUGUCCAUAAAUCAGGGAAGGAAGGGUUUUCUAAGGUCUGCCCAUAUGAUACAGCAAUACCUACAAUGGUACAAGGGAUGGACAUAGCAAUUCUAUUAAGUCAGAUGGGCACUCCAAAAGAAGAACUUUAGUAUAGUAGCUAAAUACAGUAAAACAUUAAGGUAAAGAGAGAGAGUUGGUAAAAUGGUUGAGGAAUUUGUUACCGGGGAAAAUUUCUUUCUGGAUUUGGCCUAUAUUGUGGCUAAAUUAUCUCCACGAGAAUAUGAAUCCCAGUAACAGCUACUUGCUCAUUGAUCUUCUUUGGCAUUCUUUUUCUGGUAUUCUCUACUACUGUGGAUAUUCCGCAAGAUUUUUCAAUUUUUAUUUUAUUUUAUACAUUUAAGUGAAAGUUAAUUCAUGUAUUCCUUAUUAUACUAGUGAUCAGCAAAAUGUGCUUAUUAUUGUUCUUGA